Molecule: messenger RNA, 2423 nt
Organism: Abrus precatorius (Indian licorice)
Lineage: Eukaryota; Viridiplantae; Streptophyta; Magnoliopsida; Fabales; Fabaceae
Product: probable receptor-like protein kinase At5g18500
Exons: 8
Coding region: 494-2029 (511 amino acids)
Biological process (GO): protein phosphorylation
Molecular function (GO): protein kinase activity; ATP binding
Source: RefSeq, a predicted model, not a curated record
CAGAAUAAAAAUGAAAAUGAACAAAAAAAAAUAAAAUGAAUUAGCGUUGAUGAGAGAUGAGGAAGAAAAUCCCAAGAGGAAGAUGACCUUACCUUACACAUUGUUGGAAAUGGAUGUUUAUAAGCAUAUGCAUGCGUUGGAAGGCAUCUAUUCCCAAACUCAUCACCUACCACUGAUAACUCCACCCCUUCCUCUUUAUCGUCACACACAUUUCCAUUCAUGUCUCUCUUCCCCGACCACCUUUGUCCAUGUUUUUGUUCUUUAGAUAGCUCCACCCCAUCUUAGAUUUACACUCACAUAGCUAUACAAUAUUCACCUAUAUAGACACAGUUGCUUUUGCUGACAAUUCCCAAGAUUCUUGGUCUCAAAGAUCUGGCCUUUUGUGUUUGUUCCUUUGUUUAAGCUUACUUACUUAUCAUGGGGCGGUUUCAGAGAUCUGGGAUUUGAGCUUUCUCAAUUGUCCUUGUGAAAAGUUAUCAAGGCUUUGUGAGAAAUGGGGGCUGAUCUUAAUGCUGAAUUAUCCAAGAAAACUCCUAUUUUUGGUCUCAAGGUUUGGGAAAUAAUUGGAAUUUCAGUUGGGUUGUCUAUAAUAGUCAUUCUUUGUGGGCUCUCACUUUGCCUUACUUCAAGGAAGAAAUCUAGAAAAGCAAAGGACAAGAUUCCUCUUAGUCAAAUACCAAUUGUCUCAAAGGAAAUUAAGGAAGUGAGAGUUGAGCAAGUGUCAACAAAUGGAUUUGCUCCUCGGGAUGGAAUACUUCUUACUAUUCAUGAUAAGUCCAGUGACAAGGAAUCAGACAAAGUGAUGGUUCAUUUAGGUGUGGGGAAGAUGAAGAAUGAGGAUAUUAGCAGCAAUAACUCAGAUUCAUUUCAGCAUAUAGAGAAAGAUGGAGGCGGUUCACACUCACAGUCAGGAGAAGAAGGUAGCUCUGGCACGGUUACAGUGUUCAAGCAAUCUUCUUCAUACCCUAUAACAGCACCUUCACCUCUCUCUGGCCUUCCAGAAUUCUCUCACUUGGGUUGGGGUCAUUGGUUUACCUUGAGGGAUCUUGAACUUGCUACAAACCGUUUUUCCAAAGAAAAUGUUCUCGGUGAAGGUGGAUAUGGAAUUGUUUAUAGGGGACAGUUGAUCAAUGGGACUCCAGUGGCAGUUAAAAAGAUACUCAACAACAUUGGUCAAGCGGAGAAAGAAUUUAGAGUGGAAGUUGAAGCUAUUGGCCAUGUUCGACACAAAAACUUGGUUCGCCUUUUGGGGUAUUGCAUUGAGGGAACUCACAGGAUGUUGGUUUAUGAAUAUGUCAAUAAUGGAAACUUAGAACAAUGGCUUCAUGGAGCCAUGCGUCACCAUGGAUACCUUACCUGGGAAGCGCGUAUCAAGAUUCUCCUUGGCACAGCCAAAGCGCUUGCAUAUUUGCAUGAAGCAAUUGAGCCAAAGGUGGUACACCGAGAUAUCAAGUCAAGCAACAUAUUAAUUGACAAUGACUUCAAUGCUAAGGUUUCUGAUUUUGGCCUGGCCAAGUUAUUGGGUUCCGGGAAGAGUCAUGUCACAACGCGAGUCAUGGGAACUUUUGGAUACGUGGCUCCUGAAUAUGCAAACACUGGCCUUCUAAAUGAGAAGAGUGAUGUUUAUAGCUUUGGUGUUUUGCUGUUGGAAGGAAUUACUGGAAGAGAUCCUGUUGACUAUGGUCGCCAACCAAAUGAAGUGAAUCUGGUUGAUUGGUUGAAGAUGAUGGUUGGAAACAGGAGAUCAGAAGAAGUGGUGGACCCCAACAUUGAGAUGAAGCCAUCCACCAGAGCUUUAAAACGGGCCCUCUUAACUGCUUUAAGAUGUGUGGAUCCAGACGCAGAGAAAAGGCCCAAGAUGGGCCAAGUUGUACGUAUGCUGGAGUCAGAGGAAUACCCUUUACCAAGAGAGGACCGAAGAUACGAUCGAAGAAAUCGAGGGGGCAGUGCAGAAAUCGAAUCCCAGAGGGAAUAUUCUGAUACAGACAGGAGUGAGAUUCAGGAUUCUAGAGCAGAGAGAAGAGGGUAACAACACAGAUGACCCUAAGAUGUUACUGGGAUGUAUAAAGUGGUAGUUUUUGUAUUAUUUUUUUACCCUCCAUAGCUUUUUAGAUUCUUGGAUUUGCCUGCCUAAGAUGGGCAUUGCAAAGGGGUGGCUCAGCUGGAGAUAUUUUCAUUUUUUAUUUUUAUUUUCAUGCAUUGGUUUUGGUGUCCUUUUGUUUAUAGGAUAGAUGUUGUUUGUGUAUGGGGAUGGAUGGUAUUUUAAGAUAAAAGAACCCAUAAUAUUGGGGUGUGUACAGAAUUUGAUCUCUUUCCAAAUUCCAACAUUUGUUAGAUGAAUCUUUUCUUGUUAUUGGGGAAAAUAAAAAGGAUAUGUAACAUUUCAGUUUAAAUUAUUCCGUGGUCCGUAGACCCAUUUCGUC